Molecule: messenger RNA, 2307 nt
Organism: Talaromyces marneffei
Lineage: Eukaryota; Fungi; Ascomycota; Eurotiomycetes; Eurotiales; Trichocomaceae
Exons: 2
Coding region: 1-2307 (768 amino acids)
Biological process (GO): regulation of transcription by RNA polymerase II
Cellular component (GO): nucleus
Molecular function (GO): DNA-binding transcription factor activity, RNA polymerase II-specific; RNA polymerase II cis-regulatory region sequence-specific DNA binding
Source: RefSeq, a predicted model, not a curated record
AUGGAGAACCAUGGCCAAUAUGCCAAUCGCGGUCGCUCCCCGUCCGCGAGCGUGCAUAGCCGCAAUGUCAGCCCAUCACCGCAUCACGGCCAGCACUCGCCAUACCACGACCCUUCCGCCGCAGGACUCAUGCUAGAUGCUUCUACAGCAGGAACAGGGUAUCAGUCAAAUCUCACAUUCACAACAGCACCGCCGCUGUCGUCCUCGCUUGCGCCCGACUCGAAUAAUCCCGAUCUUUACAACAACUUCUUGACCGCUACCACCACCUCUCAACAACACGAUAACCUCGCGGCGCAAAACGAUCAGUUUGCUUCUUCGUUUGCGGCAACGUUUCAGGAUCAGUUGGAUCAGUCGGCGACUCACCAAGACGCGAAUUAUUCGAAUUUGCUCAAUCCGAAUCCGAACGAUUAUGAUUUUACGCAGUAUGCUGUGGGCGGUGAUAAUGCGGUCAUGCAAUCGGCCUUCGAUUCGUCUUUAUUGUUGGACCAGCAGCAGCAGCAGCAACAGCAACAGCAACAACAUAAUACACAGAAUGUUCAGUUGAUGGGCCAAGGGGACAUGACUCAGAUGGGGUCGCCUAAUAAUUUGUUAUCGCCUGAACAUCAUUCUUCUCCUGGGAAUAGCCAUACUUCGCCGCCAAUUUCGUCCGGACCUUUCUACUCGCCAGGGCAUUCUCGAAGCGCUUCUCUAGACCCAAUGAGUGCGGCGUACAUGUCUAAUCAUAACCAGGCACAGGAUUGGAAGAAUAUGCUGGAGAACCACUCCUUUCAGAGUCAUCGCCGUGCUCCCUCGGAACAUUCUGAUGUUUCGUCGGUGGCUCAUUCGCCUUAUGCCGGACAUCAUGAGUCAUUCGAUGCUUUGGAUGGUGCUUCGCCUUCUUUAGGAGCGCAAAACGAUCCUGUGCUUUAUGAUAAUACGUUGGCGAUGGAUAGUUUUACGCUUUCGGAGCAACAGCAGGGAUUGAGUCCUCACCAUAGUCCAUAUAUCUCGCCGCAGAUGCCUUCUCAAGAUAUUACUAGUGAUGCGUUUAUACUAAGCGGACAACAAAAUAUGACUCAGUUUCCUACGCUUCCUCAUGACAUCUUCACAGUACAGCCGGAUGAUGGUAUGCUUGCUGGUACGCAAGCGCCGGAUAUGUCAGGUCUCGAUGCGAACCAAAUGAAUAAUAUGGUACCACCUCCAUCGAUCAACGUGGAAUUUGCGCCUCCGUCUAGAAUGCCUAGUUUUGGUCCCGGAGGUGAGAAUGAUUUCGACGCACUAUCCCCACCAUCUAGAGGGUCUCGUGGACGAAGUAAAUCAGACCCCUUUGGAAGACCUACGCCGAUUGUCCGGCCUCAUUCACAAUCUGUAUCGUCAACAAGCAGUCUAGAUCCAGCCGUAGGCUCAUCUCCGCGGUCCCUUUCGCCGUUUGACUCUAUGGGAGGAUCUCGCAGCAAUCCAGGCUCCCGAGGCGUGUCCCCGGCAUCCAGAUCGUCGAUACGUAGACAGUCUACGUCGUCUAUUGAACGCAAAGUCAUUCUUGAUCUAGCCGACCCUCAGCGACCAGGUGCUACACCCGGUGAAUCAAAGAGGACCCAAAAACAUCCUGCCACAUUCCAGUGCAACCUCUGUCCUAAGAGGUUCACACGUGCGUAUAAUUUGCGGUCCCACCUUCGAACCCAUACGGAUGAGCGGCCCUUUGUUUGUACCGUGUGUGGAAAAGCAUUUGCCCGUCAACAUGACCGUAAGCGACAUGAAGGUCUACACUCAGGCGAGAAGAAGUUCGUAUGUCGCGGCGAUCUUGCUUCCCGUGGUCAAUGGGGAUGCGGACGACGAUUUGCUCGAGCCGAUGCAUUGGGUCGUCAUUUCCGAUCAGAAGCUGGGCGUGCUUGUAUAAAGGCGCUGUUGGACGAAGAAGCCAUUGAGCGUAAUAGAAUAUUCAUGGAACAACAAGCGCAGCAACAAGCACAGCAACAACAUCUACAGCCCGUCCCGCAACCCCUGAUGGUCCCUGGUCUUGAUAAUCAAGCCGGAUUUACGCUUCCAGCAGCACUACUAGCCCAAUACCCAGCUCUCCAGAACCUACAAUGGGACCAAAUCGCCACCUCCGGAACGGACGAUGUCAGCGAUAUAAGCGCCCGAAACAGCUUUGAUGCAGGCUCAGGCGGCGAAUUCGGCUUCGACGAUGACGAUUUGAGUAUAGGUAGUUUCACAGGCGCGUCGGGUCAAGGCGUAAUAUACGCUGGUGGGAGCCACCCCACCUCAGCACCAAAUUUCGCCUUGGAAGCGACAGAUCCUAAUUUCACGGGACAGGAAUGGAGUCAAUAG